AUGUCCACUUCUGCAGCAGAGCUCAACACUCCAGCUUCCACAAUGCCUGAACUACCGCCGGAGAUAUGGGGUCGUAUCAUCCCUUUCCUGAAGCGACCUAUGGGCUCGACCGGUACACUCAGAAAUGCGAAUGACUAUCAUCAACACGAUCUCGCUACAGCCAUGAGAGUGAACAAGGCGUUCUAUCGAUAUACUGCACCAAUAUUAUACUCUCGAGUAAUCGUCUCCAACUUCCCUCUCUUCCUCUACGGUGUACCCACCCUCCACCCCGGUGAUCCUCCAGAAACGUUUGACACACCCAAAACGCGUUUAUUCAAAUAUAUCAAACGACUGGAUAUCGCUUAUUCCUCCCUUCUACCCAAUGUAUCGGUCGGUCAAGCCUUACCCGCUCAAUUACUUCUUCACCUUGACCUACCUACAUCCGUCAUACCAGCUCUAACCACAGAUAUCAACCAGACAUACGAAGUUUCCAAAGACCUCUUAAUGGGAUGGGCCAAAUCGCCUGAUGCUCCAUUGCUCUUCCCCAAUCUGCAAUUAGUCGUCACAGGUAGUUUUGGAGAAAGAUUAUGGGAUAGUUACAAUCCCAAUCUCACCAAACUAGACUACACAGACUUAUCCCAUAUCGCAUCUUUAGAUGAAGUUCAAGAAUCUGUUGGGAUAUUGCAUCAUCUGCUCAAACAGAAUUUAUUCGGUAGAUUCCUUACGGGAUGUUCGUCACCUAGACAAAUCAUAAACUACGUAUCGUCCGGACCUAUGACACCAGUAUACAAUCGACAUUUCCCAAAAGAUCAUAUGUUGAUGACUCGUUCUACCCUCUCUCCCAGCAAUACCGAUACCUUACCUGAAAGUUAUACGACAUACCUACUAGAACAGAUACAUAGAGGAGUGUGGUUAAACGUAGCUGAGGGAGUCGUCAAUAGAUGGGUCGUAGAUCCAAUUUUCAAAGAGUGCGAUACACAAACUCAAGCAUUGGUGUAUACCUACAUCAAAAGUCAAUUAAUAACUCGGAGACAACUGUCCAAAAGAUUGCAUAUGGAUACAAACACCAAGAUUAAGAUAUACAAUGUGAUCGAUCCGAAGAUGAUUAAUAGUGUUCUGCCUGCUUUAGUGGGAGAUCAUAUGAAUUUCCAGGAAGGCUACACGGAUGAAGUGGGAUUGAAGAUCAUCAAGACCUAUCUGAGUAUUGGGAUCGAUGAAGAAGAGGAUAGGGAGACUUUCGCACAAGUCGAAUUGGUAGCGGAUGAAGACGAUGAAGACAGCGAUGGACUAGGUGGGGAAAAUAGGUUUUUGUAA
Messenger RNA from Kwoniella botswanensis, 1293 nucleotides. RefSeq lists its product as uncharacterized. The record is from RefSeq and is a predicted model, not a curated record. The transcript is spliced from 2 exons. Bases 1 to 1293 code for a protein of 430 amino acids. NCBI's taxonomy places the organism in Eukaryota, Fungi, Basidiomycota, Tremellomycetes, Tremellales, Cryptococcaceae.